UGUGCUUUGUCGUAUAUCACAUGAGUUUGUCCAUUUUCCCACUAACUUUAUUUGUAUUUUUUUAUUAUCUGAUAUGCUAGAUUUGUGUGGGGGCCAUUUUACUGUGGCAAUGCACCAUGGAGGAAAUUUCUUCACUCCAUUUGGCAACAAAAGGUAUCAUGGAGCUAACAACACGUACUCAGUUUUCAAGAACAACAAGGUCAACUUUCUACAGAGCAAAGAAUUGUGCAAAAGUGAUGUUAGAAGGAACUAUAAGGGAACAAUAUGCCAUACUGGAAGAUUAUUGCAAGCAACUGUUAGAGACAAAUCCUGGGAGCACAUCAAUAUUGAAAACCAGAAUGCAGGAUGGAAAGAGGUUAUUUGAAAGGGUGUAUAUAUGUCUUAAAGCUUGUAAAGAUGGAUUCCUCAAUGGUUGUAGGCCCCUUAUCUGCUUGGAUGGUUGUUUUUUAAAAGGAUAUUGCAAAGGAAUGUUAUUAGCUGCAAUUGGCAUUGAUGCAGCAAAUGCCAUGUUUCCAGUGGCUUAUGCUGUAGUGGAGAAGGAGUACACAGGUAGCUGGACAUGGUUUUUAAAUUUAUUGAAGGAGGAUUUGAAGAUUGAUGAACCAGAGAGAUUAACAAUGAUUUCAGAUAGGCAAAAGGGCUUAGAAAAGGCAUUAAGUACUGUAUUUCAAGGUUCGGAAGUGAGAUUCUGUGUGAGACAUAUGCAUGCCAAUUUCAAGAAGCAAUUCCCUGGACUCUUACUUAAGCAAAUGAUGUGGACCGCUGCAAGGGCAACAACUAAAGUGGAAUGGAAAAAUAGGAUGAAUGAAAUUAAGCAAGAGAAUUUCAAGGCGUAUGAAUGGCUGAUGAAAAAAAACCCAGAAGAAUGGACCAAGUCUCAUUUCAGGGAGCAUGUGAAAUGUGACAAUCUUAUUAAUAACCUCUGUGAAAGUUUCAACAAUGCCAUUCUUGAUGCCAGAGAUAAAUCUAUUAUCACUCUGCUAGAAAAUAUUAGGCAUUGGAUGAUGAGUUUGUUCUACAAUAGAAGAAUGAGUGUCUCUAAGUGGGUGCAUCCUGUUUCCAAAAGAAUUAUGGACAUCAUUGAGAAAAGCAAGAAUGUUGCUAAGCAUUGUUUCUGUUGA
Humulus lupulus (European hop) is the source of this 1121-nucleotide messenger RNA. RefSeq lists its product as uncharacterized. The record is from RefSeq and is a predicted model, not a curated record. Bases 117 to 1121 code for a protein of 334 amino acids. The transcript has 2 exons. Lineage: Eukaryota; Viridiplantae; Streptophyta; Magnoliopsida; Rosales; Cannabaceae.